Messenger RNA from Echinostoma caproni, 345 nucleotides. NCBI's taxonomy places the organism in Eukaryota, Metazoa, Platyhelminthes, Trematoda, Plagiorchiida, Echinostomatidae. The record is from the annotation of a GenBank genome assembly.
AUGCAUAAGCACAUUAACUCAAUUCGGAAAGUAAAGUAUGGCAUACCGGCACUACGCAGCGCUGGAAGAGUUGCAGCCACUCCAGUGGAAGGAGCUGAAAUGUUGAAAACUCAGUAUUCCAACGUUUUCGCAGCACUACAGGUUGACGGUCUACAGCUACCUCCCCGGUUGCAUCAUCUUCCAUAUCCCGCACUAACCUACGUAUCAUUUACUACUGAUAACGUCAAAGCAAAACUAAUGGCCUUGCGAAAAAAUGCAACCCCAGGUGCGGACAAGAUGCACCCGAAAUCCAUGAUCUUUUUGGUGAAUCGCAUGUCCGAAUCGCUCGCCAGUCUGUUCCAAUGA